UGACCGGUCCACGUGGAUCUAGGUCGCAGUAGGACCAGACCCACCCCUUGCGCGUGGGGGAGGGAGAGCCGCAGCAAGGUUCCCCUUUUUCUUCAGCUCAGAGCGUUGAGAAGUGAUUGCUCAAAGGUGGGGGCCGGAAGAACCCAGGUUUCCGCGUCUCCUGCCCGCUAGCUUGGUGGGGAGGGGCCAGACGAGACUCCCGACCUGCCACCUUACCCACCCUUCGAGUUGGGUCCGCUAGCAGUUGGCCCGGUGAGCCAUAAGGGUGAAUGCUGCAUCCUCGGCCCCAUCUGAGCGGGGACUCCGUGAGCCUUUCUACCUCGUGCCCGGGAGUACGUCUUGCUGUCUGACUUAAAUCCCUACUGCUUUAGAGCACGCCCCUUCGGCAGCCAGGGUGGGGCCCAGUCCGAACCUGGCCCUCCCGCCCCCAUCUGCCUUUAGGUCGCUGAUCUGCCAGGAUCCUAUGCUGCAGUGAGGGUCCAGAGCUGGCACCACAGAAUCUGGGCAACCCCCUCCACUCACCCAUGCCCACCCCACAUGAGGCUGAGAAACAGCACACAGGGCCAGAGGAGGCAGACAGGCCUCCCUCGAUGUCCAGCCAUGACGCAGCCCCCUCAGGACCUCCCAGUCGCAAUCCCUGCUGCUUAUGCUGGUGCUGCUGCUGUAGCUGCUCCUGGAACCAAGAACGGCAACGAGCUUGGCAGGUUUCUCGGGAAAGCAAGCUGCAACCCCUCCCCAGCUGUGAAGUCUGCACUCCACCAAGCCCUAAGGAAGUACAGAGCUGGGCACAGUCCUUUGACAAGUUGAUGCAUAGCCCCACGGGCCGCAGUGUAUUCCGGGCAUUCCUGCGCACAGAAUACAGCGAAGAGAACAUGCUCUUCUGGCUGGCUUGUGAGGAGUUGAAAGCAGAGGCCAACCAACAUGUGGUGGACGAGAAGGCGCGACUUAUCUAUGAGGACUACGUGUCCAUCCUGUCCCCCAAGGAGGUAAGCCUGGACUCCCGUGUGCGAGAAGGCAUCAAUAGGAAGAUGCAAGAGCCAUCGCCACACACAUUUGAUGAUGCACAGCUGCAGAUCUACACCCUCAUGCACCGGGACUCGUACCCUCGAUUCCUUACCUCCCCCACCUACCGCUCUCUAUUACUCCAGGGGGCCCCACAGUCCUCUGAGGCCUAGGUCAUUUGUCACACAGAUCUUCUACUCCCAUGGGCAGCCUAGGGGCUGGCCCUGUCCAACUUGGCUGGAAAUAGACUCAGUCCCAGUGGCAACUGCAGGGUUCUAAGCUGUCCUACCCUGCUCCUACUGCCCAGGAAAUGUUCUCAUGGAGAACAACACCCUUUAGGCCCACAGGUUUAUAGCAGGAGAACUGUUACUCCCUGAGAACCAGAUGUAGGACCUCAGAGUCAGACUCAUAUAAAGAGCCCAUUUAUAUUUUAUAUAUUAAUUAACUUUAAAGUUGGAAAUAUGUCCUUACUGUUUUAUCAAAAAAGAGACCUUUCACAUUCAUGUGUACUCCUCUACAUUCCAAAGACAUGAAAUUGUAUUCUGUAUUUUUUAAAAACAGAAGCCUCUGUUUAUCCCACAACUGGGGUAGGAGGCUGAAGAAAAGGAUCACCUACCACACCUACAGUGUGCAGACUCUACAGUGUGCAGACUCUACAGUGUGCCACAGGUACUACUGCAGGCCCUGCUCAAGGUAUGACUCUAGGAACCAGCCUCAACUCUACAGUGUGUCAGCAUCCAACAAAGGCUUCAGAUGCAAGUAAAGAUUAUGGGAGCAAAGCUGUUGUUAUGGUCUUUCCAAAGAAACUAGUCACAGUGUCAUCUUAAUCUUACUGAUCCAAUAAAACCAAAGCACCUACUA
Mus musculus (house mouse) is the source of this 1863-nucleotide messenger RNA. RefSeq names its product regulator of G-protein signaling 19 (gene Rgs19). Gene Ontology annotation, cellular component: membrane. The record is from RefSeq and is marked validated. Gene Ontology annotation, biological process: G protein-coupled receptor signaling pathway. The coding region runs from base 525 to 1175 and encodes 216 amino acids. NCBI's taxonomy places the organism in Eukaryota, Metazoa, Chordata, Mammalia, Rodentia, Muridae. The transcript has 6 exons.